This is a messenger RNA of Gamsiella multidivaricata, 843 nucleotides long. RefSeq names its product WD40-repeat-containing domain protein. NCBI's taxonomy places the organism in Eukaryota, Fungi, Mortierellomycota, Mortierellomycetes, Mortierellales, Mortierellaceae. Gene Ontology annotation, molecular function: protein binding. The transcript has a single exon. Gene Ontology annotation, biological process: negative regulation of transcription by RNA polymerase II. Gene Ontology annotation, cellular component: nucleus; transcription repressor complex. The coding region runs from base 1 to 843 and encodes 280 amino acids. The record is from RefSeq and is a predicted model, not a curated record.
AUGGGGGGCGUGCAGUUUGGCGAAUGGCCGUACCUCUUAGAAGAAAGCGAGGUGAGAUCCUGCGCGUAUUCGCCAGAUAGGAAGUUCUGUGCGGUAGGCCUCUACGAUGGCACGGCAAGCGUAUAUGACACUUCGACUUGGGCAAAAGCCCACACCUUGCGUGGUCACACCGACUCAGUUGAGAGCGUGAUGUAUUCACCCAGCGGCCAGCAGAUCGCCUCUGGAAGUGGGGAUAAGACUGUGCGACUGUGGGACCCGCAAACCGGUGCACCUAGUCCCAUCUUAAGCGGCUAUACCGACUGGGUUACGAGUGUGGUGUAUUCGCCCAGCGGCCAGCAGAUCGCCUCAGGGAGUUGGGACAAGACGGUGCGACUGUGGGAUGUGAAUUUGGGUCAGUGUUUGGCAGUUGCUGAAGGUUUCCAUGGAUUUAUCGCAAGCAUCGCCUGGAACGCUACUCCAAACGGCACCUAUUUCGCAACUGGCUGUGUCUAUAAGUCUGUUCGCAUGUGGCAGGUCAUAGAAGAGGCGAGUCGCUAUCAGGUGCGCCUGCAUUGGAUUUCGAUGCAUGACAGACUUACCGUGUCAGCUACCUCUAUCCAAAACGUGCAAGGCUUAAGCAGGAUAAAUAUGCGGCUAUUAGAACAACGUGGCACUGUGGGCAAGCCGAUUCCACCUUUGGGCUUUCGCGAGGCAAGCAGAAAGCUAAUGACCAUGGCGUCCGUGGCGCAUAAACUCAAGGUGCCGUCAAACCACAGUACGAUGGAUUCCAUUGCCACGACCGAUUCUCUCGCUGUACAGUCAGCGAAGCCGGUCGAUUCGGCAAAUGUCUUUUCUCAUGCUUGA